UCUGGACCGAGUAGUAUAUUAUCCUCACAGAAGCUGCCAAUGACAAGAGUUGUAACAUCAGCACAGCAGAAAGCUGGAAGGACUAUAACAGCCCGAGUGACUGCACGCUCAGAUCUAACACAGAAGAUCAGUAAGACUGGGACCAACAUCACCUCUAUGGGGGUGUCCCCACCAAUGAGCUCCAUUGUGGUUGAGAAACAUCAUCCGGUUACUCAGCAAACUAUCGCUCAGGCCACAGCAGCAAAAUACCCCCGUUCAACGUUACAGAGUUCCAGCUCCAUGAGUGGCAGAGGCACUGGGCAUAGCACACGAGUAUCCCAAGUUCACGGCAGUGUCCAUUCCAUAAAAGUCGUUGACUGA
Molecule: messenger RNA, 360 nt
Organism: Staurois parvus
Lineage: Eukaryota; Metazoa; Chordata; Amphibia; Anura; Ranidae
Source: the annotation of a GenBank genome assembly